AUGGGGCCACGGCUUCCCCUCCUGGUAGCGGCGCUGGCCAGCUGCCUGCUUCCUGCCCUGGGCUGUGUCAUAUGUGAUACAAAGGUCGUGGAGGCGCUAAACUCCUUGGAGACGGAUUACUUGCCUGGCCACCUGGGGGCUGAGCAUCACAAAAACGUGAUGGAAAGGGUAAAGCUGGCCGUGCAGAAUUUCAAGGAACUGCCGCUUGACGAGGAUUCCUAUAUGGGGGUCGUCGAUGAGGCCACACUGGAAAAGGCAUCUUGGAGUUUGCUGAAGGAUCUGAAACGCAUCACGGACAGUGAAGUAAAAGGUGAGCUCCUGGUGAAGGAGCUGUUCUGGAUGCUGAGCCUGCAAAAGGAUACCUUUGCCAAAUAUGUCGCUCAGUUCCAAAAAGAGGCUUUUUGUCCCAACAAAUGCGGUAUGAUGUUGCAGACUCUGAUCUGGUGCAGCACCUGCGAGAAGCAGGUUCAUGCCUGUCGGAAGUCCUUGGACUGUGGGGACCGCAAAAUCAACGUCCAUGAAAUGGAAGACAUGAUCCUCGACUGUGAGCUCAACUGGCAUCAAGCCUCUCAAGGCCUGACCGAUUACAGCUUUUACAGGGUUUGGAAGAACAAGACCGAGACCUUGGUGUCCAAGGGGAAAGAGCCCACCCUGACAAAGACCAUGGUGGCUCCGAAGGAUGCAGGGACUUAUCGCUGCCAGCUGGACACUGUGAAAUCCAGCCCUGCCACCAUCAUCCGUUUUCAUGUCACGGUGUUGCCCAAAAGAAUCGUGGAGGAGACAUCGUCGUCAAACAUCCCAAGCCAGGCUGAGGUGGCCCCCGAUGAGAUAACUUGGGGUCUCACCAAGCCAUCUACAACCCUCCAGCCUCUGUCGUCACAGUCUCCGAAGGUGGAGAAUAUGCUAGGAAACCUCCUGGCCGGGCUGCUGAGCUGGGGCUUCAUGGUGCUGAUAGCCAGCAUUACCAUCUUGUGA
Molecule: messenger RNA, 975 nt
Organism: Pteronotus mesoamericanus
Lineage: Eukaryota; Metazoa; Chordata; Mammalia; Chiroptera; Mormoopidae
Gene: IZUMO1
Product: izumo sperm-oocyte fusion 1
Exons: 8
Coding region: 1-975 (324 amino acids)
Biological process (GO): heterotypic cell-cell adhesion; fusion of sperm to egg plasma membrane involved in single fertilization; sperm-egg recognition
Cellular component (GO): acrosomal membrane; plasma membrane
Molecular function (GO): signaling receptor binding; protein binding involved in heterotypic cell-cell adhesion
Source: RefSeq, a predicted model, not a curated record